AUGCAUCUGGCGGCUAUGACCUGCCCUGCCCGCACCGCUGUCCUGGGCGGUCGAGCCUCCUCGUCCACCUGGAUCUCCCUCGCCGUCGUCUCUUCUCAGCCUUCUUCUCCCAUCGCCCACGCCGCCGAUCGGUGCCGGAACUACAGAUACACGUCGAACGGCUACUCCCAGCAACGAAGGGCUGCCAGCUCCAGCUCAAGCUCCAGCUCCAGCGCGAGAGCUGCCCUCCGGCAGUUCAUCCCUCGCCAGCCAUUACCUUCUCCGGCGUCUAUCACAGUUACGUCAAGCUCCAUCGUUGCCCGGGCCACUUCCAUACGCCAUGCUUCUUCUUCAUCAUCCGCCGCGCCCUCCUCCUCGUCUGCACACGAGUCUGCUUCCGCCUCCGCCUCUUCAGCCCAAGCUCCUGUUCAGCUGGACUGGAAUUCCUUCUUCACCCUCCGUGCCUCCCGCAGAAAAUACUCCCUCGUCUCCUCCAUCCUUGCCUCUCUCACCACCACCGCGACAGGCGCACAGGUCAUCGCCUCCCAGAACUUUGAGGCUUUGGGCGCGCAGAUCAUGGGAUUUGACCCGUUCGUCGUCAUGGGCCUGACGACUGUUGCCUGUGGUGCAGUUGGCUGGCUCGCCGGCCCUGUCUUGGGUAAUGCAGUUUGGGGGAUGGUUUAUAGAAAGUACAAGGGUGCCGUUGCUGUGAAAGAAAAGGAGUUUUACGAUAGAAUCAAGCGCUUCCGAGUCGACCCUUCGGCCAACUCUUUCGCGAAUCCCGUACCGGAUUACUAUGGCGAGAAGAUCGGGAGUGUCCAGGGCUACCGCCAAUGGCUAAAAGAUCAGAGAGCUUAUAAUCGGAAGAAGCGAAAUUUCGUCUAG
Messenger RNA from Coccidioides posadasii C735 delta SOWgp, 864 nucleotides. It is a transcript of the gene PAM17, whose product is annotated as TIM23 complex component. NCBI's taxonomy places the organism in Eukaryota, Fungi, Ascomycota, Eurotiomycetes, Onygenales, Onygenaceae. Gene Ontology annotation, biological process: protein import into mitochondrial matrix. Gene Ontology annotation, cellular component: PAM complex, Tim23 associated import motor. The record is from RefSeq and is a predicted model, not a curated record.